CUCCGUCCACCUCGCCGCCGCACACAACAACCGCGCGCGCUCACACAUGUGCCCGCCUCCCCGCAGUGCGCCCCCCAUGGCCACUGUGCAUUACGCGGCGCCGCCGCCGCCGCCGACCACCCACGCGCUCUCGAGACCGCGCGCCGACGCCGCCGCGCUCCUCCCCGACGACGGCAGCGACAGCGAGAGCGUCGCGGAGUCGUCGUGCCCCGGCACGUACUCGCGCCAGUCGGCGUCGAGCGGCUUCCUCGGCGGCCGCGACGAGGACGACGACGACGGGUGCAGCAGCUGCGUCGAGGGAAACGAGCUAGGCGGCGGCUACCACUACCAGGAAGCUGACGACGACGAGGACGACGAGGUCAGCACCGCGACCGUGUGGUGGAAGAAGCGGCUAGCUGCCGGGGACAGCUGCGCGUUCCAGCCGUCGGUGGCUCGCGAGGAGGCGGAGGACCCGGAGCGGGUGGCGGCGCGGCAGGCGGAGGACCGCAAGUUCUGGGAGGACUGCCUCGGCACAGGGUAUCCAUGAGCUACGGUUAAGCUGCCGCUAGCUCUACGGACGGUCAACACGCAAAGACCAUGGCGAAAGAAGCCAUGGACACUACGCGCGCUUGAUCAACACAAGCGUAUGCGCGCCUCCUUCUUUCAGUACUCUUAAUUAAUUCUUCAUUUGUACAUAUAUAUUCACAAUUGGUUUCGCAAGAUUCUUAGAGAUUUGUUCUGGUCCAUGUUCUCUGGCGAUUCCAGGGGCAUAUGUAGACCAUGUUUGGCAAUUGCCAGCACACAUACUCCCUAGUCUGUAUUGCAACAAAUUCUCAGAAAAUGAUUGUUUUUCAAGAGAAUUUGAUACACCAGUGAUUCAAGCA
Molecule: messenger RNA, 863 nt
Organism: Lolium perenne
Lineage: Eukaryota; Viridiplantae; Streptophyta; Magnoliopsida; Poales; Poaceae
Source: RefSeq, a predicted model, not a curated record